UCUACUUUCGCUUCCUCAACGGGAGUUGAUCAACUUGAUUAUACUUUCUGUCACAAUAAUGACCAACAACGUCGAAGACCAAACGCCUGUUUCGCGAAAAGACGUGUUCGUUAAGUAUCUACAGUACUACGACAGAUUUUGUUGUGAAGGCGACCUGAAAGUGUGCUCAGAGACACAGGUGACAGAUGAAGCCAGGCGCGUGCUGCUGUUACCGGAGGAAGAGCCGCGGAAGAGAUUCAACACGCCGGACUUCUAUGAGACUCUGUAUGAGUGCGCACAGUACAGAGACUGCCAGAGACGAGUCCGCGACUUUAAAAAAGCCGCCGAGUUACUGGAGAUGUUCUGUGUCAACCUGUUUUUGUUUCCGUGGAAGAAAGAGAUUAAAACAUUAAAGACAUUUACAGGACACUUUGUCUAUUACAUCAAGCCAGUAUUGCCUUUUGCCAGAAGUAUUCUUCAGAUUAUUGGAUACUGCAUGGAAACAGACACCGAGUAUAAAUUGUCGGACAAUUUUGACCCCGACAAGGCCAAGAGUAUGGGAUUCGACCUUUUCCUUGUCAGGUUAGAGUGUGAGUAUCUUCUGGAGCUCAUGAACCAGAGAUCACAUGUAGAAUGUCUGGAGAUCAUCCAAACAAGAGCUGCUCCUCUGACCUUCGUUGCUGGGGAAGAAGCUUCAGAACCUAUCAGCAACAUCUGUAAUCUAAAUGAGGAUGUUUUUAAGGAUGAUGGGCAUGUUGAAGGUGGGUCACUGGUAAGCCCAGGGGAAGAGCAGCAACAGGAGUCACUUAAAAGUCAUAACCCUCAUGAUCAGGGAGCCGACAAGUCUCAAGAUUCGUCUAUCUCUGAUGUAGAGAGACCAUCCAACUCAUUUAUGACUGACGACAAGUCUAUCUUAGAGAUGCAGAAGAACUACCCAGACCUGGCCAUCCGACAAAAGCCUAUUUUCCGAAAGUCUCAAAGAUCUAUACAGCCUCUCAAAGCCCAGGAGUGGGCUGGAUCCAGGGGCCACAAUGCAGGCCUGUUCCACGAGGCCAGUACUGACAUGAGUGGCCCCCAGUCUAUAGCCAUACACACUGAGACCACGCCAGGACAUAGAAAACUUCACAUCCCAAAUGCUCUUGUAGAAGCCCAGCCCUCAGAUGACAAACCAUUGGUUCUUCAAGUCGGGAAGCUGCUGCAAGGACGUAGCCGUGAAGGCUCAUCAGAAGACUGCCUGGCUGAGCUCACUGAGCAAAUGGGGAAAAUGCACAUGAAGGAACUCAGUGCAGAUGAGCCUCUUAAAUAUCCCAUUGAGGAGACCGCACAGGCCCAGCCAUGCAGUGGCCCUAAUGACGUCAUCACGGCUCCACCCACAAAAUCCCCAGAUGGCAUGAGCUUGCCCAUCCUGUGCAGCCCAUCCCAGGAGCCUGUCUGCAACAUCACAGGUUGUGGGAGCUGUGUUGCAUCUGAUGGCAUUUUUGCACAGGACAGCCUCAUUAAAGAGCCUCCUCAGUCAAUCUACAUCCCUAGUGCACUAAGUGCCUGCCCACCAGUGUUUGGACCACCAACUGACCACAAUGAGGGCUCAAACGGGCACAAGAGUCCUACACCUCAGCAACCAGAAGACGACCUAGUCCAAACAUAUGUGGUGAUUUAGAGACACAAAGUCCUGUUUUUUCCUUAUCCAUGGCAGAGAUUUUAAAGUGUACUAGAAUGUGGCAGUGCACCAAAAAUGUCUUUGUGGUAGUCAUGAUAUGCAAAGCAUUUUCACUGAUAGGAAGUUUCUUGUUAAUGAAGCCCUGAUUUCAGAUUAGCUUUAGUAUCUUACAGUUUAUGAAAGUGACAGGAAGAACAUCUGCACCCUUUGUCUUUAACUUCUAUCAUAGCUUUUUGAAGUGAAGGAACACAUCUUGCUGCUAUAAUUUUCAUGAACCUGCUUGGGUCAAAAUGAUUAUUAGAGCUUGAUUUUCUAAGUAGGCCUACUGUGCCUUACUAAAUGUAGAGACAAAUAAAUGUGCACUUUGUUUUCUUAAUGGAACAUUUGUUCUGCUGGGAUGUCUAUCCUUGGAUUAAUGUGGGGUAAUAUAAGUGUUAAAAAAAUGGUGUUCAGGGCUUCAUUUAUAAAACGUUCGUACACACAGAUUUGAUCCUAGAGUGUAAGCUAAAAUUCAUGCCAGUAUUAAGAUUUGUAAAAACGGUCUGACAUGGAAAAGUGCUUAGUGCCAUGUCAGGUUCUAAGCAGGUGUACACAUAUUUUUCUUGUAGCAGAAUUGGACUACUGCGGGUAUUUGGAAAUCAAAAAAAUGUUGUCACUUGUCAUUCACAAGUAAAGGAUUUGGACAUUGACUGGUGCUCUUUUAUAUGCUAAUGACAUUGAUUAGGGGUGUUUACAAGACAAGAGAUUUGAAACAAUUCAGCUGUGCACAAUUUCAAGAUCAUUUGUGAUUUAUAGAUUCACAUCUGGAAGAGAGGCAUAUACGCACUUUUUUUUUGUGUGCGUAAAUUCAUUUCUCUGAAUCACAUGCACAUUUGAGAAAUGAUCUUAGAUCAAAUGUAGGAUGGUUUCUGUGCAACGUUUUAUAAAUAAAGCCCCUGGUGCAUCUUUAUUAUACUAGCUGUUAUUUAAAGUAACAAGGUGCAAACAAGUUUUGUAUUGAUCUUAAAGUGCUACUGAGGCUACAGUGGAGCACAUCAUAGAAUUAUGUGACUGUAAAUUACA
Messenger RNA from Sinocyclocheilus rhinocerous, 2698 nucleotides. RefSeq lists its product as uncharacterized. Gene Ontology annotation, cellular component: cytoplasm. Bases 59 to 1636 code for a protein of 525 amino acids. The transcript is spliced from 2 exons. The record is from RefSeq and is a predicted model, not a curated record. NCBI's taxonomy places the organism in Eukaryota, Metazoa, Chordata, Actinopteri, Cypriniformes, Cyprinidae.